AUGGCCAUGAACUCAAAUUUCGUUUAUCCUAACUCGGGACAACAAACUGCCGAAGAAGAUUCCCAAACUCCGAAUCCUGGCAACCCAUCCACAACUUGCUACGAAAUUGACCACGCGGCAUCACAUCUAUCGCUCCACGAUGGAAGCAACCCUAAUCCGAUAGACAGCAGCCACCCAAGCCCACCAAAACUGUUCAGCUCUCCGCAACCAGGCAACAUCCCGCAAAUUCCGCCAAACCAACCUGCUUCUCCGCAACGACCGCCCCCCCUCGACGAAGCCGACAACAGCAACAUCUCCCCGGAUAUAUUACCCACCUAUGGCGAACUCAAAGAUCAGGAAGGACAUCGAUUUGGAAGGUGGCGAGGAUGGAUCGAAAAACGUGCUCGAGAGCGAGUUGAAGAACGGACGGUUGAUCGCCAGCAGGCGGAACUACAGGGACGUCCAUUCGGGACCGGCUGGGACUUGCCUCAAUCAAAUCAACCCCAGAUUCAACCUCAAUCCACUCCUCUUGACCGAAAUUCAUCCAUCAUAUCGGCUAGGGACGAACGCGCAGCCUUCAAAUCAGCCUCACGAAACCACAAAGAUACGUUCUUAAGACAUCAGAAGGGCAAAUUCGACGGCUCAACAUCCGCCCACAAACCAAACCUCGAACCUGGACCAGGAGCCGUGAACCUGACCCCAUCUACCUCGAUCCAUCAAAUCGGGUCCCGCUUUCUACCCCAAUUUCCCUCCCAACCACUAUGCGCAAUCCCCCUGCCACUGAGUAGAAUCAGGAAUUAUACCUCAUCCACCGACCCGCCUGCCGAAAGAUUCCUACUGGUUGGGACGAUCGAAGGGCUCUACGUGUGCGAUCUGAUGCCCUCUCUUUCGUCCACCGUCAAGAAAGAUAUGGUCUCACCCACCGACAGCAAAAUAUAUCAACUAUGGCAAGGCUUAGGCGUACAUCAACUCGAAAUUGCAAUCGAAGAUACACCCCACUCUUCAAAUGCCUCUUUACCUGGCAUCGUCAUUGCACUCACAUCGUCCUCAAAUGAAUCGAUCAUGAGUGCUGGCAUGGAUGGGAUCACGAAAUCAGUCAAGAUGUGGCCGCUCCAGUCGAUGGUUAAUCUUGUCAAGUUUCGUGCGUUUAGUGAAAGCUCCGAAUGUUUAGAUCUAGCAGAGCGAUCUUCAAGCACCAAAAGAAGCUCGGCUUUAGUUGCUGGAACUUCUGCUCUAGCUGGAUUGAUGUCGAUGUUUGAGAAGGGCAAGCAAAAAGCCGAGGGCUCGAUCAGCAACUUAUCCGACAGUCUUUCCAACACGUUUCCUUCUCACCCCGCGAGUGCACCCAGCCGACACCAAUCGAGGGAUUCUCAUGGACACAAGCCUUCUACAAGUCAUCCGCUGCCCAAUCCAUUGCCCCCCUCUGCCGCGGGUCAGAAGUCAUCGAAUCAAUCACAUCUCGAGUUACCCCUCCAAUGGGCAAAGCAAACGAUAUCCCUGAAUCUGCCUCGCAUUCAGGCCCAUGGACCGAUACUAUUCAUCAAACUUUCAAAUUCACCCGUGCCCGGAUUCAAUCCCAUUAAUGAUCAAUUAGACCAAAUCAACGACUCCCUUCCCGCAGGAUUAAGAUCACGAUCACGCGCACGUACCGAUGACGGAGAUGAUGAGCCUAAAGGCCAUACGCCCAAUGACGGAUGGUGGUAUUUGAUCAUCGCCACCAAGCAAAUGAUAUUUGUCAUGGAGUCACAGCCUACCCCUCAACGAACAUGGCAUUUAUGUGCUGAGAUGUCGGCGCCUUUCACGGCAAAGACUGCGCAUUUAGUCCUGUCUGAGUUUUCCAGGUCCAACAACAACAACAGUAGAGCCGCAUCUCAUUCCCGUACCUCCACACUCAGCCGACGAACGCUCAAUCCUCGGCUUGGAUAUGGCGAACUUGCGGUGCUGCUGACGAUGAAGGAGUAUGCGGUCGUCAUUUCCUUGAGCGACCUGAGCGUUCGAGAAUUAGAUUUACAGGGGGCCAUCGCGGCAAGCCAGACGACGACCAGCAUUUCCUCCUAUACAACCACAACGCUAAGACCCACUACGGGCAGCUUUAGUGGCCUCAGUCAGUUGGAACGUAACUUCAAGCCGUUUGGGCGCAACUCGUCUUCGAUUUCGGGCUCCAUCGAGCCCGUCUUGGUCAACAAACGGAUCAAAGAUGGGUUUGGAAAAUCAAAAGAUGAUGGUUUCCAAGUCGAGAAUCGCCGAUCCAACCGGCUAGUCAGUGACCGACGGUGGGCAGGAUGCGAAGAACUAUUGAUUCCAGUUCCCAGCCAAACGCCUAAUUGCCAGAACACCGCUGGAGCGGGUGGUCGUGAUGAGGUUGAAAGCGAAGAAGAACAUCAUCUUCGAGCGAUUUAUUUGGUAACGCGUGGGUAUCUGACCUAUGCGGUCAUUUGCCCAUUCGGAUAUGAGUCCCGUUCACGAUCGUCUACGAGGGAGCAAUCAAGCUCGGGCAUCGACCAACAUUCAGGACUCGCGGGAGGCCUCCCACUGCCGCUAUUACUCAAGCCAAUCCAUACCUUCACAUGGCGAGCAAUCCCAGUCAAGGUCCAGGCGCAGAUCAUUCCUACACCGUCUAAAUGGAAGAAUGUCGACGGGAAGAAAGAUCCUGGCGGGGGACCUGGGAGCAGACCAUCAAGUGACGAGGUGUUCUGCUGCUUGACGGCGUUUACGGCGUCGAGCGUCGAAGUUCAGGAAGGAUUUAUCUCGCUGAAGUUUCUGAGGAUGGUUUGGGAGGCGGGGAAAGCGAAGGAGCGCCCACAUGGAAACAUGUCGUUCUUCACUCCUGCGAGCAGUGCCCAUCGGCGCCGCUUCAGGCAGACCUCGGCAUCAUCCUUCUCAUCGGCUGUCACGACGAGCAGCACCGACGACGACCUCGUCCCGCCCGGCCGACUGCCGGGCGCCCGGCGCGGCCCGGGCUUGCCGUCGUCUCCGCGGCCGCCCGCCGCCCACAGAUCGCGCCUGUCGAUCUCGUCUGUUGAGCAGCCUUUUGAGGAGACCGAGGAGGAGUUGAACGACAACAGCUCGUACGACUACAGCGCCAAGAUCGGCUACCUGUGCAGCUCCGCCGCCUGGUUCUCGCCCUCCUCUGCCCCCAACACUCUCCGCCCUAACCCCCAUAUCCAUCCCCUCGACCGCAACCCAAACAGCUUCGAUUCGUCAACUUCCGACACUACCAUCGGCACCCAUGACAACCAUCUUCCUCCCCCUCAUCAAUCCUUCGAUCAUCAUUCUCAACAGCUCGGCUCAAGAGACUUCACCCAAGGUAGCUUUUUCUGGAAACAGGCGGUGGGAGAAUGGAAAAUCAUGUUUGUUUGUAACAGUAUGGACUUAUAA
Puccinia triticina is the source of this 3357-nucleotide messenger RNA. RefSeq lists its product as uncharacterized. The transcript has 4 exons. The record is from RefSeq and is a predicted model, not a curated record. Bases 1 to 3357 code for a protein of 1118 amino acids. NCBI's taxonomy places the organism in Eukaryota, Fungi, Basidiomycota, Pucciniomycetes, Pucciniales, Pucciniaceae.